This is a messenger RNA of Toxotes jaculatrix (banded archerfish), 4128 nucleotides long. RefSeq names its product serine/threonine-protein kinase PAK 2-like. Gene Ontology annotation, molecular function: ATP binding; protein serine/threonine kinase activity. NCBI's taxonomy places the organism in Eukaryota, Metazoa, Chordata, Actinopteri, Toxotidae. Gene Ontology annotation, biological process: intracellular signal transduction; regulation of MAPK cascade; regulation of axonogenesis. Gene Ontology annotation, cellular component: cytoplasm. The record is from RefSeq and is a predicted model, not a curated record. The coding region runs from base 250 to 1803 and encodes 517 amino acids. The transcript is spliced from 15 exons.
UUCCUCCCCGGGCCCAGCAGAGGACCAGACAGAGAGUGUACUCAAGGGGGAGAGAAACGGGAACGAAGCGCCGUGUCUGAGAGGACGAUAUAGUUUUUCACGCCUCCAGGAAAGUUUGUGAAAUCUCAGCGUCAAAUCUGAGCUUUAAACGGACUGAAAAUCAGCAAACACGGGGCGGAGUUUCAGGAGUUUUGCCUGGAGUGUGGUUGAUACUUUGUGGUUGGCAUCAACCGGUGUACGUGUGUGUAGAUGUGUGACAGCGGAGUGUGUGAGGACAAGCCCCCCGCCCCCCCUGUCAGGAUGAGCAGCCAAGGAGGAGGAACCAAGGACCCCCAGUCAGCCAAUCACAGCUCUCGGCCACUGCCGUCUGUACCGGAGGAGAGGAAGUCAAGAAACAAGAUCAUCUCUAUGUUUGCCUCGGAGAAAGGAGGCAGGAAGAAGGACCGGGACAAGGACAGACCUGAGAUAUCCUCCCCAUCAGACUUUGAACACACCAUCCAUGUGGGUUUUGAUGCUGUCACUGGAGAGUUCACUGGCAUGCCGGAGCAGUGGGCCCGUCUCCUUCAAACCUCUAACAUCAGUAAAUCAGAACAGAAACAAAAUCCUCAGGCCGUCCUGGACAUUCUCAAGUUCUAUGACUCCACCAGUGGAAAACAGAAAUACCUCAGUUUUUCCGCCUCGGAUAAAGACUCACAGUCACCGGGCAAGCAAGGUACGGUGACAUCCCCAACAGGUGGCAAGGACGGCGAUGAUGAUGAUGAUGACGACACGCCACCGCCAGUUGUGGCCCCGCGGCCAGAACACACAAAAUCAGUCUACACAAGAUCGGUGAUAGAUCCACUCCCAGCUCCAGAGGGAGACGCUGCCUCUAAGGCAGCUGACAAACAGAAAAAGAAGGGAGGCAAACUGACUGAUGAGGAGAUCAUGGAGAAACUAAGAACAAUUGUCAGUAUUGGCGAUCCUAAGAAGAAAUACACCCGCUAUGAGAAGAUCGGCCAGGGGGCAUCUGGGACAGUUUACACAGCCAUAGAUGUUGCCACAGGACAAGAGGUGGCCAUCAAACAGAUCAACUUGCAGAAGCAGCCAAAGAAAGAGCUAAUUAUUAACGAGAUUCUGGUCAUGAAGGAGCUGAAGAACCCCAACAUUGUCAAUUUCUUAGAUAGUUUCCUCGUAGGAGAUGAGCUUUUCGUGGUGAUGGAGUACCUGGCUGGCGGCUCCCUAACUGAUGUUGUGACGGAGACAUGCAUGGACGAGGCUCAGAUCGCAGCUGUCUGCAGGGAGGUCCUUCAGGCUCUAGAGUUUCUUCAUGCCAACCAGGUCAUCCACAGAGACAUCAAGAGUGACAACGUACUGCUGGGGAUGGACGGAUCAGUCAAACUCACUGACUUUGGCUUCUGUGCCCAGAUCACGCCAGAGCAGAGCAAACGCAGCACUAUGGUGGGGACUCCAUACUGGAUGGCUCCAGAGGUGGUGACCAGGAAAGCCUAUGGACCUAAAGUGGACAUUUGGUCUUUGGGGAUCAUGGCCAUAGAGAUGGUGGAGGGAGAGCCUCCAUAUCUGAACGAGAACCCUCUCAGGGCACUGUAUUUAAUUGCCACCAAUGGGACUCCUGAGCUGCAAAGUCCAGAGAAGCUGUCUCCUGUUUUCAAAGCCUUCCUGUCCCGCUGUCUGGAGAUGGACGUGGAGAAACGAGGUUCAGGCAGAGAACUGCUGCAGCAUCCAUUCCUGAAACUGGCCAAGCCUCUGUCCAGCCUCACCCCGCUCAUCCUGGCUGCCAAGGAGGCCAUGAGGAGCAACCGUUAAAAUCCCAGUCUCUAAGGACUAUAAGACCUAAUGCCAAUGAUGUCCAAAGCAGCCAGUAUCUUCUACUGGUCUACAUAUCAUGAUCACCAGCAACCUGCUUUGUGUUUCUUUUUUUUUCAAAGGGUCAUAAAAUUCAUCUCCACUCCUCCCAGUAUUUGUGUACUGAAGCCAUAUUUAUCUUACCUUUGUGCCAUGUUCCAAAGCUGCAUACAGCCGUAGUGUUCUCUGUUUGUUGCACCUAUAGCACGUGUGUGUUGUUGAUGUUCACACUGGCUAUUGUGCAUAUCAGGAAAGCAGGAUUAUUUUUGCAAAGGUUCAAGACUCUUUGCACACCAAGGGCCGCAUUCACAAAGGAUCUUAUCUUACCACUGAGAGUCCUCCUAAAGGGCUCUAAAAGUUCUUAGCUAGAGUUUCCUCUUAAGACCUGCUGCUUUUACUGAGGAAAUGAGGAACUCCUUAGAGGAAGAGAAGGGACGGGGGGGGGCCUCUUUUGCUAUGGAUGACAUCAAUGCUGUGCCCCACUUCCAUACUGCAUACUAAUUAUGUAGUUUGUGAGAAAGCUGUACUUUCGUCUUGAAGAAGUGCCAAAAUAAACUACACUAUACUCAAAAUAGUCCGUACGCUGACUAAAAAAAAAAAAAAAAAAAAACUUUAUUUUUCAGUGUGCUGUUGAUGAACACUAUUCCCCUACAAAAUGACUGUAUGCUGUCGCAAAAUGGCUCCAGACACGCCUUAGAAACCAGAAAAGAACUAUUCAGUUAUUGCUUUCUUUGUGUGAAGUUAAAUUUUAAGGUGGUAUUUUGUUCUUCCUGCCUAAUUGACAUCAUAGUUUCCUGUUAUUAUAAAACAGGUAAGUAUGUAACUGCAAAAACAGAUUGGUUUGUUGUAUAUACUGUAUAGCGUUAGUGCGUAGUAUGAAUUUGGGCCACAGCUUUCAUGAAUAAACUGAAUUUUGAGGCAACCAGUCUGUGUCAGCUAAGUAAAAUAUAUCCUCAGGACAUGGGAAACAAAUUGAAUAUAGAUCAUAUCAACUUGUCCAUCGUGAGGACUUCUAUAAUUUUGGUGUGUGGAGAGACUGGAACCUUAGCAACUGGUUUCCAUGGCUGCUGUUGCCACGGUUACGCAUGUGCAUAUGGGACAGUGCAGUCUUUGUGCAGUGGAAAAGCCAUACCAGUGUCCUUGUUUGACCCUGUGUCUCACCAUUCCAGUAAAGCGCUGGGAGUUGUAGAGUUUUUUUUUUUUUGUCCAGUCUGGUUUUGUACAUGAAACCUUCUAUUGUUUUACAAUGGUAGAUGGAAAAUGUCUCGAUUUUCUGUGUUUAGAGUUUCAACCUUUGAUGGCAGUUUAGGGUCUUACCAGGCACCAAAAUACACACUAUCAUUAACUUGACUCAGGCUUCAUACACCUCUGCUAUCAAAGUCUCUCUGCUGGCUCUUCUAUAAACUAUACAAAACCCAUCUGAACACUCUGAUGUUUACUGCAUGAAAAAAAACACCUUGAAUGCUCAGGCGUUUUGUACCUGCCACAUUUCUCUCAAUAUGGUGUUUUGUCAAGAUGUUCUCUUUGUCUUUAUCUCAGCCUUUUGCAAUUGAUGCCUUACUGUCAGUGUGUUGGUGUAAGUCAAACACAAAUACUGUAUGAAAUUGUCUGUUGAACUGGAGGAAGACAGCAUUUUUCGUAUGUUAUAUAUUGGUAAUGUCCUGUCUUUUUAAACAGCUUUUAAAAAGUAUGUAUAUCAUUGUUUUAUAUUUGUAACUAACAGAACAAAAGACAGUUUCUUUUGUUUUUCCAGUAUGUUUUUUUUUUGUAUACCAGUUCAUCCCUGAACUCAAUGAACGCCAAACCAUAAAAUAUAUUGACAAGCCUGAGAAACUCGAGCCAGACCUCUGCCAAUCAGUAUUUGAAAAUGAUUGUUUGUUUUAACUAGAGUACCAGAUAAAUUUGGUUUUUACCUUAUUUUCCAGCAAGUGUAGACAAUCCAUCCAUUUUCUAUGCUGCUUUAUCCGCCAGGGUCGCGGGGGAGCUGGAGCCUAUAACAAGAAAAAAAUGUUCAUUAACUGUACCUUUAAAAGAUGCAUGAUGCUGUAAAACCCAGUCAUAUGGUACUCAACAGGUUGACACAGAUACUGAGUACUUGCCAAUACUGUUAACAGGCUGGAAUACUCCAAUAUGAGGCAUUUAACCAGCACACAUUCCACUUACACGUGUAAUAUGAAUGACUGAAGAAUUUCAAAGAAAUGCCUUAUUUUUGAUUAUGAAAGCACCAACUUCUGGCAUUGAUUAAAUCCAUUCAGUAUGUAAAUUAUUAAUAAAUUUGGACCUCCA